GCCAGGGACGGAAUGACCAUUUGGAAACUCUGGCACUGCCCGAGGGCCCGGGGUCAGUAGGGGGCCCCAUGAGAUGCCCUUGGUACCUUUUUCAAAGGCUUUUUUGAGUUUGGGCAAGGACACAGGGGCCCAUGAUCCCCUAUUGCCCGGAGGCCCCAUGAGUUGUCAGUCCGCCCCUGGUCUAAGCACUACCCUGUGUUCACCAGACCUCCUGAUGGUGAAUGAUGGUGUUGCUGUUUGUUACCCGGGGUCAGUAGGGGGCCCCAUGAGAUGCCCCUGGUACCUUUUUCAUAGGCUUUUUUGAGUUUGGGCAAGGACACAAGGGCCCCAUGAUCCCCUAUUGCCCGGGGCCCCAU
Molecule: messenger RNA, 356 nt
Organism: Staurois parvus
Lineage: Eukaryota; Metazoa; Chordata; Amphibia; Anura; Ranidae
Source: the annotation of a GenBank genome assembly